GCAACCUUUUUAUUUUUUAUUUUUUGGGAAAUAUACAUACUGAACAACUUGCUUGGUCGGAAAGAGUGGAUAAGAAUAUUCUCCAUUUCAUUGCUUUCUUAUUUUAAUUUUACAAAAUCAUUUAUUAAAUGCUACGAAGAAAAGUUUACAAAUCAGCCUAACUGCUCUUGAAUAUAUAUAAAUAUAUAUUAUAUAGAUCCUGGUCUGAUAGAUCGUUGGGGGAUACUUUGACUUGAAGGGUUGGAACUUGGAAGUAUAUUCGGAACUCAGAUCAGGUUAGGCUCUUUUAACAGCCUGAGCCUAAAUUCUGCAUCUUCCAUCUGGUUAUAAAUGGAAAUCCUCAGAACUUUUUGGAACAGUCCUGUUGGUCCCAAGACAACUCAUUUCUGGGGUCCUUUCUGCAACUGGAGCAUUCCUAUAGCUGGAAUUGCAGACAUGAAAAAACCCCCAGAACUUAUAUCUACCAAGAUGACUUCAGUGCUGUGCGUUUAUUCAGCUGUGUCCAUGAGAUUUGCAUGGAUGGUGCGGCCAAGAAACCACUUUCUUCUUGUAUGUCAUAUUACCAAUGAGACUGUGCAGCUCUAUCAGCUUUCUCGUUGUCUAAGAGCUUCAGGGAGCUUAGAACAGAAGAUGAAAGAGGAAACUGAAGUAAAACAAAGUGAUUGAGAAAUUCAUUCUAUCUGUUUUUAAUGCCAUAUUAGGUAUCUUUCAUAAGGUAAGGAAACAAAGAAUCCUUGCUUAAUUUGUGAAAUUGUUGCACUGCUGAAACUUGUUUCUUAUAGCAUAUAUAUAUAUAUAUAUACACCACCUAGUUUGUUUAA
Molecule: messenger RNA, 821 nt
Organism: Ziziphus jujuba (common jujube)
Lineage: Eukaryota; Viridiplantae; Streptophyta; Magnoliopsida; Rosales; Rhamnaceae
Product: mitochondrial pyruvate carrier 1
Exons: 5
Coding region: 331-666 (111 amino acids)
Biological process (GO): pyruvate import into mitochondria
Cellular component (GO): mitochondrial inner membrane
Source: RefSeq, a predicted model, not a curated record